UGCAGCGCUGUCAACUGGGGAACCUGAUCUUUUCGGGCUGAAAUCGAGCGGGUGUUGUUGCUGCCGUUGUUGCUGUGCUCUUACCCAGCGAGGGAACAGGUCAACUCCGCCGCAAUGAGGAUCGCUUGCCUGCAGUUCGCUUCCCACGUGGGGGACGUGGACAGGAACCUCAGCCGGGCCGAUGCCGUCCUCAGCACCGCCGACCCAGACGAACUCGACCGUCUCGACCUGCUCGUCCUCCCCGAGCUUGCCUUCACUGGCUACAACUUCAGGUCGCUCCAGCACAUCUCCCCCUGCCUUGAGGAGGCCGGCUCGGGCAUCUCCUCCCUGUGGGCGCGGACCACCGCCCUGAAGCACAACUGUACCGUCGUGGUCGGCUACCCGGAGACGGUGGAUAUCUCCGCCAAGUGGCCCGCGUCUCCCGAGUACUACAACUCGGCCGUCCUCGUCAACGGCGAAGGCGACACCGUCGGCAACUACAGGAAGUCGUUCCUGUACUACACCGACGAGACCUGGGCUCUCGAAGGCGGCAACGGCUUCUUCAGCGGCCAGUUGCCGGGGUUGGGCCAUGUGGUUAUGGGCAUCGGCACCGAUCUCAAUCCCUAUAAGCUCGAGUCCCCUUGGGACGCGUUCGAAUUUGGGUCCCAUAUCAUCCAGGCCCAGGCAAAUCUGGUGAUAUUGGCCGUGGCCUGGCAGACUCACCAGGAUGCAGCUUCUUUCAACCGCAGUCCCCAGGAACCCGACCUCGAGACGCUGGUCUACUGGGUCCAGCGACUGGAGCCCCUGAUCCGCGCGGACAAGGAGGACGAAGUCAUCGUCGUAAUCUGCAACAGGAGCGGAACUGAAGAGGACGCCACCUACACCGGCACCAGUGCUGUUCUCGGUAUCAGGCAGGGCGAGGUGUUCGUCUAUGGCGUUCUUGGCCGCGGCGUGGAUGACCUCCUUGUUGUCGACACGGAUUGUCCGCCGAGGUGCAGGCUCACAGACGCCGAGAGCGCCGAAGCGGACCAGCAGUCCGCAGAUAAAAGUGGGCUGGACCGAGAGACGGGCGGCCGAGAGACGGGCGGCGAUCUUGAAGUCCCCAACGACGCGAUGGCAGACGAAAGCGAAGUGUGCCAGUGCCACAUCGUCGACUCCGGGACCGAACUGAGACUGGAUGUUAGUAGUGCCCGGAAAGCGACUUCUCCCCGGUUGCCCUGGCUGGCGCAGCCCGACGGGCCUGGAGGCGCGCCAACCAACAGCCGGUCGCCCACCCGCCUUCAAAUCCCCACCCGACCUCUUCUGGACGAGUACGUGCCCAUAGACAGCGCCGUGACGGACGACAUCAUCAUCGACACCCCGGGCUUCGCGGAUACGCCAGGUUUUGCCAGCCGUUCAGCUCGGUUCAAGCUGGCGAUUCCGGGUUCCCCGUGGAGGUUUCCCAGCAAGCAAAGCCCAUACCCUUGGCAUGCGCAUGACGGGACGCACUCUGCUGUCUUCGGCGCGGGCGCAACUCUGACGCCCAUCACGCCGUUUGACGAGGAUGGCUGGACUGGUACCCCCAUUGAUGCGAAAGCACCACAGUGGUUCUGGAAACAUGAGCCGACGCUGUCCGCUCUGAAGGAGUCCAUCGCGGAGGAGGAGGAGGAAGUAAGCAAGACAUCAGAGGCUCAGGCCGUCCAGGCCACGGAGCACGAAAAACAGGCCGGUGCAGGCCCAGCAUGAACCAGGAGACAACCCCGACAAAAGGCCGCUCGGCAACGAGCGGUCCGACCUGGCGCAUGUCCGCGACGGCCUCAGGGCCCGUUCGGACACGGCAUUUUUGAUUUCAAAUCAGCCGGCGCCGACAGGCCAAGCUCGCCCAAGUCACGCAACCUGUCGCGAAGCGCCAGCCGGUCCCGCUUGUCCGACCCCUCAGCCUUUUCACUUCACGCACUUCACGACGAGCGAGAUAUAACGGCUUCGAGCGCGCAUGGCACAGAUUCAUCCCGGUCGGCGUACAGAAACAGCUUG
Messenger RNA from Thermothielavioides terrestris NRRL 8126, 1992 nucleotides. RefSeq lists its product as uncharacterized. Gene Ontology annotation, biological process: protein catabolic process. NCBI's taxonomy places the organism in Eukaryota, Fungi, Ascomycota, Sordariomycetes, Sordariales, Chaetomiaceae. The transcript has 4 exons. Bases 115 to 1704 code for a protein of 529 amino acids. The record is from RefSeq and is a predicted model, not a curated record. Gene Ontology annotation, molecular function: protein-N-terminal glutamine amidohydrolase activity; protein-N-terminal asparagine amidohydrolase activity.